Molecule: messenger RNA, 2783 nt
Organism: Pristis pectinata (smalltooth sawfish)
Lineage: Eukaryota; Metazoa; Chordata; Chondrichthyes; Rhinopristiformes; Pristidae
Gene: bud13
Product: BUD13 homolog
Exons: 11
Coding region: 103-1995 (630 amino acids)
Biological process (GO): mRNA splicing, via spliceosome
Cellular component (GO): U2-type spliceosomal complex; RES complex
Molecular function (GO): RNA binding
Source: RefSeq, a predicted model, not a curated record
CCCCGACCGAGGGGGCGCUCUGUCCUUCCCCUGGAACGCAUCGGCAGUACGUCACGACGCCACUGUUGCUGAGGUGACGGCGCGGUGUUGGGAGGGGUUGCGAUGGCGGGCCUCAGUAAGGAGGAGUAUCUGAAGCGGUACCUGAGCGGCUCGGACUCCGGGAAGGGGCGGGACCGGGACCUUCCAGCCGGGCGGAGAAAGAGAAAAGUCAAGAUCAAAGGCGGGGGAAUGCGGAUUGUGGACGAUGAUGUAACUUGGAAAAGCCUUGCGAAGAAGGAGAAGGCAUUGGAGGUGGAGUCUGGUGAGGAUGAUGAAGCUCCUGUGGUUGCAGAAUUCAUCGACGAGAGACCUGUAGUUAUUCAACAAAUGGAAGAAUUCCGAUUGAGCAAUAAGUGGAAAAUUUUAGGAGAUGAAAAUACAGACUCCCAGGGCUCAGACCAAUUUUUACAAGCACAGACUGGCAGUUCAUUAUCAAGUUUUGAUUCUGUACCAGGUAAAGGGAUGGAUUAUGGUUCUCAACUUACUAAGAAAAAUGUGGGGACAGUUUCACCUGACCGUUCAGCUAUCAGAAGGCAACGCCAUGAUUCUCCAGAUGAUUCACCUGUUCGGGACAGGCGCCGUGAUUCCCCCGACCUUUCACCGCCUCGGAGAGGACGCCACGAUUCUCCCAACCUUUCACCUCCAAGGAGGACACGCCAUGAUUCUCCCGACCUUUCACCUCCUAGGAGGGCACGCCAUGAUUCUCCCGACCUUUCACCUCCUAGGAGGGCACGCCAUGAUUCUCCCGACCUUUCACCUCCUAGGAGGGCACGCCAUGAUUCUCCCGACCUUUCACUGCCUCGGAGGGCACGUCACGAUUCUCCCGACCUUUCACCUCUUAGGAGGGCACGCCAUGAUUCUCCCGACCUUUCACCUCCUAGGAGGGCACGCCAUGAUUCUCCCGACCUUUCACUGCCUCGGAGGGCACGUCACGAUUCUCCUGACCUUUCACCUCCUAGGAAGGGACGUCACGAUUCUCCUGACCUUCCACUGCCUCGAAAGAAGAAAAUGGAAGGCUCAGAAAAAUCAGUCAGAUCUACAGCCUUGUCACAUGGAAAGACCUUGUCCCCAGUGAGACACAAGGACAGAAGAGCGAGAGGAUCUCCACGGAGGCGACAUGAUUCUGAUUCGGACCUUUCACCCCCUCGAAAGGGAGGUCAGCGUUCUUCUGACUCAGACCUGUCGCCACCACGGAGGAAGAAGCUGGGGAUUCGAACCUCAGACAACAGGCCCGACUCAGGAAACUCGGAUCUGUCACCCACUCAGCAGAGACAACCUACCCAUAAGCAAGCUUCCUCGAGGGGACAAGUUGUCAGUCGAGACUCAAGUCCCAGCAGAAAGUCACGAGGGAAUGAGAUGCUAUCUGGGGGUCAGGCUGGUCUGGUAUCGACAGAUACAUUAAGGAAAGAGAAAGAGGACCGGAGGAAAAGGGAGCGAGCAGCCGAGCACCUAGCAGAUGACUCUAGAAAUGCCAUCACUGUGUUCCGAGAUAAAUUAGGGAAAAAGAGGGACUUGGAUCAGGAACGGCUUGAACAGAAGAAGAAGGAAGAGGAGAAAGCAGCAAAACUUGAAAAAUAUGCCCAGUGGGGCAAAGGGGUGGCUCAGAAAGAGCAGCAGAGACAGAACAUAGAGGAUGCUCUUCACGAGAUGCAAAAACCACUUGCCCGACAUAUUGAUGAUGAAGACCUGGACCGCCUCCUACGUGAAAGAGAACGGGAUGGUGACCCAAUGGCUGGGCUAAUCAGGAAGAGAAAGGAAAAGGAGGCCAAGAAUAAAAAUGAGAAGCCACGGUAUAAUGGCCCCGCACCACCUCCCAACAGGUUUAACCUGUACCCUGGGUAUCGCUGGGAUGGAGUGGACAGGUCAAAUGGGUUUGAAAAGAAGCGGUAUGCCAGACUGGCAGACAAGAAAGCAGUGCAAGAGAUAGCAUACAAAUGGAGUGUGGAGGAUAUGUAAACCACUAGACACAAUAGCUCUCUACACACGGAGACUGUUACACUGGCACCAUAGUACUCCGUGAGAAAAGACUUCACUGAAAGACGUUUCCUCAUGUAUGCUCUGCAUAAGGUGGUUUGGGUUUCAGGGAACUCGAGAAAUGAGUUUUUUUUAAUUCUGUUAAUAUUUUGUCCUUUUGAAUACAAAGUUUAUACUAUGUAAUUAUAGAUCGGUUUAAUAUACAGGCUGUUUUUCUUGUGAAUUUUCAUUUUAUUGACUUCUUGACAGCCUGAUCUGCGAAUCCAACAGGUAAAUUUCCUUGUUAUUCCCUUCAGUUCUCAAGUGGCAUUAGUGCCAAAUUUGGAUAUGUAUUUGAAUUUAUCUAAAUUCAUAAUUUUGAACAAUGCUUAGCCAAAAAUUCUGGACAUGGGGCAAACUCUUUCACCUAUUUUCUUCCCUAUUCAGGGAACUUGCAACUUCAAGUUAAAGACAUCAGGACACCUAUCAUAACCCAGCUUUAAAUAAGCAACUUGCAUUUUGAUCAUAUCAUUGAUGUGAUCUGCUUAAAGAAAAUGUUUCUCAUAAAAAUAACACAGGCUAUCUAAAAUGCCAUCUAGCAAGAGAAUACUGACCUAUACGAUGCUAAGGGUUAAUUAAAUAUUAGCAACAUUGCUGUUUUUAAUUCUGUAAUCAUUGCAGCAAGUUCAGGUCAGUAAUGAUACACUUCUUAUAACUGGUGUUCAAUUGUUGAGUCAUUUUCAGGUUCAGUGGUUUGAUAUAUUAAAAGAGCAACAUUUUUUAUUUUUUUG